Messenger RNA from Colletotrichum truncatum, 1851 nucleotides. Its product is annotated as platelet-activating factor acetylhydrolase. Gene Ontology annotation, molecular function: 1-alkyl-2-acetylglycerophosphocholine esterase activity. The record is from RefSeq and is a predicted model, not a curated record. Lineage: Eukaryota; Fungi; Ascomycota; Sordariomycetes; Glomerellales; Glomerellaceae.
AUGUCCUCCGAGACGGCGGCGGCUGGCCAAGACAGAAAACGGCGAUCGGCAACCCAUCCGCCCAAGACGCUGCGUGAACGCUUCCUCCACUCGCUGCCCUACUACACGGGACCGUACGGCGUGGGUUUCCUCGAGAUUGAGGUUCCGGCUCGCACGCCGCGCACCUUUUCAGAGCUCAGGAGAGACAACGUCCCUCUGCUGAGGAUCGACACCGUGCUCUUUGCCGUCUACUACCCGUGCACCCUCAAGUCCAAGACUGACGACCAUCCAACCCCAGGGCACGGCCACCGCAAGCCUGGUAGUGGUGGUGAUGCCAAGAAGAAGCCGAAGCUCUCGCGGGUCGGCUGGCUCCCGCGCCCGCGCGUCCUUACUUGUAAGGGCUAUGCCAAGUUCAUGAGCGUCCCAAACUUGCCGGUGACGGCUUACAUCGCCUCCACCUCCAUGUUCACGAAGCUCCCGGCUCUGAGGAACGCUAAGCUGGCGGAGAACUGGCCGGAAGAAAUGCUGGGCGAUGAAGGGCCGUCUGGUCGAGCGGCAAGGGACGAAGAGGCGAGGUCAUCAACUAAGCCCAAGUUUCCCGUCAUCAUCUUCAGUCACGGCCUGGGAGGUUCCAGGAUGAGCUACAGCUCCAUAUGUGGAGAGCUGGCCAGCUACGGCUUUGUCGUCGUGGCGAUUGAGCAUCGUGAUGGCAGUGGCGCAAGAACUUAUGUCAACCUCCCCGAGCACCGGGAGAUUUCCGACAGCGACUCGUCCAUUACGCAUUCCCACAUCAAGAGCGUCAGUGCCAAGAAGAUUAAGAACAAGAAAAAAGGCAAGCAGAAUGACCAGUACUAUUGCGUCGACUACCUCUUCCCCAAGGACAACGCCCAGGACACGGCACCACACAACGCGCGUGGGGUCGAUACGGAACUACGAACGGCGCAGAUCGAAAUGAGAAUGAACGAAAUAGAGGAAGCGUACCGCGUCCUCGGAUACAUCAACCAAGGACGGGGGCGUGAGGUCGCGGCUAUGAACCUGAGAAGAAAGGGCAAUGUGGCGUCCAGCUCCAAGGGCUUGACGGGAAUCGAGUGGGAUGAUUGGACAGGACGACUGUUUUUGGAAAACGUGACAAUGAUGGGCCACUCGUUUGGCGGAGCAACGACGGUCGAGAGCUUAAGAUCGGAGUCGCUCAGCUGGGUAGGUCAAGGCAUCAUCCUCGACGCUUGGGGUUCCGCUACACCUCGAGCGGGUGAGGACGCUAGGCAUCGCGUCAAAAAGCCACUUUUGGCGAUCGGAUCGGAGGCCUUUAUGCACUGGCAGGAAAAUUUUGACAGGCUCGUCGAUAUCUGCAACGAGGCGAGAGCAGAGAAUGCCCUGACCUGGAUGUUGACCAUCAGAGGCUCCACUCAUCUCUCCCAGACUGAUUUCGCUAUACUGUACUCGACAUGGAUGGACCUGUUGAUGAAGACGCUCGUCAACCCCUUGAGAGCCAUCUACCUUACCAUCUCUCCGACGCUUGAGUUUCUCAAGAUCACACUGCCAGCAGAGCAGACGAAGUACAGCAUGUGGGUGGACGAGAAGAUCCUCAAGUCGGCAGAGGCAUCAUCGACACCGGAAGCUGUGGUGAAACAAGACCACCGGCCCGAUGACAAAUGGAUAGCAGUCCGGCUCAAGGUCGACAACGAGGCGUCACUAAGAAUCAAGAAUUGGAUUCGGCAUAAGAAGAGAGUGUUGUAUCGAAAGGGAGAAGGCUCUGGUUUACCAUCUGGGCUGAUCAACUGGGGCGAAGGCAACGAGCUCUUCAUCCACUUUAGUCCUGGUCUUCAGCCUGUGGAAGAGUACAUGCGGAAGAAAGAGCGGGUGACGGGUUAA